AUGCAUUUCAUCGUGUCGACAAAUGUCAAGAAGGCGGAUGCAGCGACGCAGCGGCUCAUCCGUAGCCAGGUGAUGAUGGGGAAAAACCGGGGCAAGUCUCUUCGUGCCAAACAACGAAGAUCGACCAGCUGGGCCGUCGUGGUCGAUUUGAAACGGGAUCCGCCAGAGCCAGUGGACACGUUCAUCGACGCAUACCACUCAGCGAAGUCUUCCAUACCAGGCAGAGUGGGCUCAGAGCUGUCCUCCAUUACGCUUGCUGCUGAGCUGGACACGGCCGCAUUUGCUGAUAUCGGAAGAUUCUUCGACAUGAUAGCCAGGGCAUUGUUCCCUCUAGUGUCGGUGACUGGAUUUAGCCACAGGGAUAUGGCCUGGUUCGUUCCGCUCAGGUUCGACCCUGCCUAUCUUCAUGUAACAGUGUUCGCCGCCGAGGCUUUCAUGGACAGGAUACUAGGUCGGCAAUAUCCCACCACUAACCGAUACGCCACCGUACAUUUUUUGAAAGGGAUCAGUAUCCUUCGCAAGAGGCUUUCUCUAGAAGAUGAGAGCGGCAAAAUUUCCAAUUCUACAAUUGCCGUGGUUCUGACCUUGGCCAUAAGUGCAUUUUUCAUGGGUGAAGUGGAAUCCUUCAAGCAUCAUAUGGUCGGCCUUAGGAAGAUGGUCGACUUGAGAGGAGGUAUUGCUGCCUUUCGAGGGAACAAGCUUCUCACAGAAAUAUUCAGGUGCGACAUAGGCAUGGCUAUGCAAAGCGGAUCAGAGCCCGUCUUCUUCAAAGACCUUGUUUCAGAGCCUCUUGUGCCUUUUCCCGACCAGGAGAUGCUGUCAAUUCGAAACAGCACCGGCAAGGCUGGCUCUUUGCGGAACUGGGCACAAUCGCUCCCCAAGCUGGAUGAGAGGCUCCAUGAAGUCUGGACAGUUAUGGAGAGAUUCUGUUCAAUUGUCAAUCUUGCGGUUGAAACACAACUAAUGCUCUCCCCGCAACUCCUCUACGAUACUAUAGCUUCGGUCAUGUAUCGGCUUCUCUAUAUGAGCUUUGACAGUGGCUCCGUGGACGAAGCGGUGCGGCUCAGCCUCCUGGGACUGACCCAUCACAUGUUCUUAAAGUGGCAGUAUCUGCGGUUGCCCUAUCUUCACUUUCCUUCUCUUUUCAAAAAGUGUCUUCUGGAUCCCGAAAUCAUGAGUGCAGCUUCCCCUCAGACCAUGAUUUGGUUUCUGAUGGUUGGAGCUGUUACUGCAUUCACGACAUCCGACCACUCAUGGUUGAGGGAGUGUUUGCGACAACAUAUCGACCGGUGUCAAGUGACGUCGUGGAACGAUAUGCGGACAGUCUUGAAAUCUUUCAUGUGGAUUGGAUUGCUACAUGAUAAGCCGGGCAAGGAGGUCUUUGAUUCUGUUUUGUCAUGA
Messenger RNA from Fonsecaea nubica, 1401 nucleotides. RefSeq lists its product as hypothetical. Bases 1 to 1401 code for a protein of 466 amino acids. The record is from RefSeq and is a predicted model, not a curated record. The transcript has 3 exons. NCBI's taxonomy places the organism in Eukaryota, Fungi, Ascomycota, Eurotiomycetes, Chaetothyriales, Herpotrichiellaceae.